Teleopsis dalmanni is the source of this 882-nucleotide messenger RNA. RefSeq lists its product as uncharacterized. Gene Ontology annotation, biological process: DNA integration. Bases 1 to 882 code for a protein of 293 amino acids. The transcript has a single exon. The record is from RefSeq and is a predicted model, not a curated record. Gene Ontology annotation, molecular function: nucleic acid binding. NCBI's taxonomy places the organism in Eukaryota, Metazoa, Arthropoda, Insecta, Diptera, Diopsidae.
AUGGCGUUGUAUCGCUUACAGCAUUGGGCUAUUGUACUUCAAGCAUAUGAAUACAUUAUACGGUUCAAAAGUUCAUCUCAGAAUGCUAACGCUGAUGCUCUUUCCAGAUUGCCGUGUGGGGAUGACAUACAAUUUGAUAGAAAGGAAGUUGUGAUGUUAGAUGAUGUCGAUACUGUUUAUCAAAAUGCUGUGGAUCACCUUCCAGUAAAUGCAACAUUAGUAAAGGAUAUGAUUCCUAAUGACAACACUCUUCAACGUGUCACCAGAUAUGUACAAGAUGGUUGGCCUGAACAAUUGCCGAAAUCUGAAGGUAGUAUCAAACCGUACUUUAAUCGCAGAUUUUGCUUAUCAUUUCAGAAUGGAGUGUUACUUCUUCAAGCUGAAUAUACUAGAGUGGUGCAACCGAAUGCACUGCAAUCUCAAGUAUUAAAUUUGUUACACGAGGGUCAUUGGGGUAAAGGUCGUAUGAAACAGAUGGCAAGACGAUAUGUGUGGUUUCCUCUUAUUGAUAAAGCCAUAGAACGUAUUCAUGAUGAUUGUUCAUCUUGUCAACAAGGUGCAAGUCAACCAAAGCGAGAAUUUUCUGCAUGGCCAGAAUCUAGUAGGCCGUGGGAAAGAGUUUAUUUGGAUUUCGCGGGUCCAUUCUUUAAACGUAUGUGGCUCAUAGUUGUGGAUGCAUAUUCAAAAUUUCCAUAUAUUGUGGAACUAUCAACAAUAACAGCUGUAACAACUAUCGAAGGUCUUCCGUGCACUAUUGUGACAGACAAUGGAACACAAUUCACGUCCAAUGAAUUUUUAAAGUUUUGUGAAAUGAACGCAAUUCAGCAUCUCACGUCUGCUCCUUUUCAUCCGGCUUCGAAUGGGUUAGCGGAAAGCUUUUAA